UACAAAUCUUGUCUGAAAUAAUACCUCUGUCUUAAGCCACUGCUAUAGCAAUGGCUAUAGCAAUCAAUGACUAUAGAUAAUAUUAUGAUGCCAUCUCUAGAACUAGUAUUAUUUUAAUAGGAGCAUUGAACACGUUGUUCAUCAAUGAUGUCGGAGCAAGAAUUUUCUGAUAAAGUGACGAAGGUUGUGAACUGUAUUGCUGAUGGUCAAAGAAACUCCGAGUGUGGGAAUCUUUUACGAGAAAUUUACCUCGAUAUUUUCACUUCUGCAGAAAGAAAAAGUUUUUCCAAUGAACUUUUGAAACAACUGAAGAGUUUGAUUGUUGAACCUGGAGACAGUCCUAAAGCACUCAGGCUCCUUGCUGUCUCCAUAUUGCGAGAGCUUUCACCUACAGUUGCAUACAAUGUAAGAGUAUCAAAUCUGAGUGCAGACCCAAACUGGUUGCCAUUAGUGUUUCCAUUGAUUCUUACCCAGGGUCAAGAGUUAGGUUACAUUGAAGAGCACAUACCAAUGUUUCUAAAAUGGCUUAAAAGCUCACCAAAUCCUUCCUUUCAAAGAAGUGCAUUUUUGUGCUUAAUGUCAAUUCACAAUCAUUAUGGAAUGGAUCUUUUUUCAGAAGAGCAUGUUACCAAUGUCAACAAACUGAUGAUUCAAUGGCUUUCCAAUGCAAGUCGUGUGUCGGCACCAAACCCCUAUCAACGCGCAAUAUUCAAUUCAAAAACAAUGCUUCAACCUGUGACAGAAGUAGAUGGAAAGAACUGCGAAUCGUUUUUUACUGUUUUAAACAUUGCCCAUUAUUGCACUAUGGAUCAAUGGUUGAACAUCGCUAUAUUCUCUUCAGUACGCUGGUGGCUGUUAACCACAUGGUCCUACCAAAACGGCUUUUGUGGGAUCAGCACUAACAUACCUUGUGAUUUAAGUAGUAUGAGAAGUGAAUCGCCUAUACCCUUUGCACAAGCAUCUUUUGUAGAACCAAUAUUUUUUGACGAGCGCAACUUACGAACCCAGGACGCAAAUGACACGGACGAAGAUUUGUUGUCAUCGCCGUUGCCUAGCAACGAUAGCUACCUUGUAAACAGUCCUAACUUUAGUGAGAUUGGCCAAGCGUUUGACUGGAAUGCUGCUAGCACGCCAAUUAAAGAUACUGAUGAAAACAGGAGUGUGAGCAGUUGCAGCAAUUUGUCGGGCAUGCGCAGGACUUUUGGAAGCGAGUCUAGUUUUUUUUCGGAGUCCUCUCAAGAUGGUAGUCUGGUAGAAAAGACUAUUGCGUAUUGCUAUAGGCUACUUCAACAGACUGAGCAUAACACAACGACAUUACAUGAUGUUUCGUUACAAAAAGCGUGCGUUAUUGAAGCCGUGAGUCUGUUGGAUUUCUUUUGUGAGAAAGAGGCAGACUUAAUUCCCAGAGCCAUACAAGCCGUUCGCAAGGUUUACAAUCAUGUAAAGAAAUUGUCAGAAUGGGUCGAAGUUUUGCUGCCCAUUCUCUUGUUUUAUAUCAAAUACGGCGAAGCUGUUAUUCUUGAUGCCGAACCUUACAUUCGCCAUUUCUUUGAAGACAUUUUAUACAACAGCUUUACCAGCCCCGAGCUUGCAUUUGAAAUCGUCGACUUUUGCAUUGAAAACAAAGAAGAAUUGCGACAGUCGACCAACAUUUUCUCAAAAUACUUCCCCAAUAUAUUCAAGAUUAUUGCUUGGUUUCCAAGAACGUUUCUCAAAGAAUUCAUGGAAUUAUUGCCGAUGAUGAUCAAUGAAAAUAAUUAUGUUGAAAUCUUCCAUCUUCUCCUUGAUCUGCCUUGCCUUUCUGCUGCACUGGAGGCCGUACAUGAAUCGAAGAGACGCAGCGUCAAGACAAACUCGGAAUCCAUCGUCGUCUUGCGUAAAUCUGUCAAAGCAUAUAACAAUUCGAAAUUCAGGGGAUUGUUUUCGUUCAUUUUAAGAAAGGAAAGUGGCUUUGCUGAUACCAUUAGUAGGUUAAAUAUUCUUCAUUCAUUGUUUGAAGAUAUGGUCAAUUGCCCUAGAGUUUUGACUUCGGCCCAAGUAUCGUGGCUUUUGCUCAGGGUGUAUUUUCAAGAAGUUCUUCAAAAUAAAGACAUCGAAGAGACAAAACUUUUCCCCAUAUUAUUGGAGCGUGUUGUGUCCAUAAUCGAUAUCGAAGAAUAUAAAAAUAAAAUCCAAAGUCUUUUUGCUUCCCAACUCCUAUCUAUCUUCAAACUACAUCCUGACCUGUUGUUCGAGUAUUCAAGCGAUAUCAUCGAUUUUGUUCAGGAAAUGAAGACGUUGGAUACAAGUUCCAAGCAGUUCUUUACCAAUCUGGUGUGGAUCAUCGGAGAGUAUGCAUCUAACAAAUAUGACGUCAGAUAUGACAAUUCAUGUGUUAUCAAAUUCCACGAGAUAAUUGAAAGUGUGACCUAUGAACUAGCAUCAAGAACGAAUGCAGAUAGCAAGCUUCAAAAAGACUAUUGUACCUCACGCUUGCUUUGCAUUUUAAUGUCGACAUUAGCGAAGCUUGCUUCCAGAUGUCCUGAUCUUAUACCAAAAGUCAUCCUUUGUAUUCGCAAAGUAUCCAAACAAAGAGCUGAUGUUUGUGUUGAACAAGCCGAAAAAGCCACAGUUAUGAACAGGGCAAGGGAACUGAUCAGUUUACUAAAUAUUCCAAGUGUUGCACAGUUAAUCUUAAGUCCAGACCCGUCAAUAAAAGAAGGAAGACUUCAUCGUGAUCGGCACACAUCUUUGUCUUUCUUCAUGAACUCAUCAAGAGAUAUGAUGUUUUAAUAAGGUCACUCUUGUCGAGUCUAAAAAAGUUGCAUAAAGUCAAUAACUGCAACACUUGCUGCAAUUUUUGCUAGUUCACCUUUGUACCCAAAUUAAGAAGAUCAUCCAUCCACGGUCAGGUUCACUCACCCUACCACCACUCGUGAGAUUCUUGUCAUCAAGAAGUUUAAUUCCAAAUGAUGAACUUGGGUCAUGAACUAAAUGAAAAAAUUUUGAUUGAAGCAUUUUUUAUGCGUGUUUCACGUUAAAUUUCAAUCAAAAUGCAAAAAUAUUAACAUCUUGGAAAAUCUUGGAUGUAGAUUAAGCCAAAAAAUCAAUUUACUGCAGUGAAAAACAAAUGCUUUUAGACAAUACACUUACUAAUAUACCUUUGAACAUGAAACUCGUGUUUAAAGUUCGUUCAGUUUGCACUGAAAACAGAUAAUUUCGGUCUUGAUGUACAAAUAAUCAUUAAAUUUGCGAAGAUUGGAAUGUUCGAUGAUGAAAAUAGUGAAAAAUUAAAUGGGUGGUGGCUUUAGUAUCGUAGCCGCUGCAUGCAAGUUUUAAUCAUACCAUUGAAAGUGUUGGACGUGAUUAAUUUAUUGAAAAAUUCAUUGUUUUCUCGGAUAGGUAUUUUCAUUGAACCAAGAACUGGCUAGUUCAGUUUGUUUUAUCCUUAUAUUCAUACCUCUUAAUCCGUAAAAUUUCUUUACUAGUCACGGUUUGUGCUUAAAAAUUGCUCUUCACCUUGAUAGUUUUAAGGAAAAACUAUAGCUAAAUGGGCUAGAAAAAGGUCAAGCUAGAAAACACUAAAAUAGACGAAGAUAUAUUAUUCCAAUCAUAAGUGUAUGAAACGGGGCUGCUGCAGCAUCACUAGUUUUGAGAUAAAAGAGUAACGAUGGAUAAUUUCUUCCGAAAAGUUGGGCAGUAGCUAUUUAGAGAUUUUCGUCGUUUGUAGUCAAAACAUUAGACAAAUUAAUUACUUUAAUUAACAAAAUUAAUUUUAACAAGCUAAUAGCAAGACAUUUUCAUUCAUGGUAAAUUCUCUAUGACCUUUCCUUUGCUAUUUAUUUUAAUAAUACUGUCAGAUGAAAGAAAUUGUGCAUAGAUUAAAUAUGUAAAAGAAAUAUUUUCUAUGAAAACCA
Molecule: messenger RNA, 3896 nt
Organism: Xenia sp. Carnegie-2017
Lineage: Eukaryota; Metazoa; Cnidaria; Anthozoa; Malacalcyonacea; Xeniidae
Product: AP-5 complex subunit zeta-1-like
Exons: 24
Coding region: 145-2772 (875 amino acids)
Cellular component (GO): AP-5 adaptor complex
Source: RefSeq, a predicted model, not a curated record